CAGCACAAUACUUAUUCCCGGCAGCAUUGUCGUUCCUAGACACAACCGCUCAAAUGCACAUGUGCAGACCAUGACGAAUUUUCCAAUCGUUAAUCACCGGCAACGAGCCGUCAUUUCUGCAGCCAUAAUCUUCAGCAUCGUACCAACUGCAGCCGUCUUCCUCCGUGUCCUCGCCCGCCGCAUUGCCGCUCGGAAUCUGAAUCUAAGCGACUACUGCGCAAUUGCCGCUGUGGUCCUGGCAGUAGCCCUCGAAGCUAUCAACAUUACAGCCGUGGUCCACGGCGGCCUGGCCUGGGGGCAUGCCUCAGACAUAGUGGCACAUUUCGGCAGCAGCUCCGUGGUCGUGUUGCUCAAGCUUAUCAUUCCACUGCACUUGCUGUGGGCGCUGAGUCUCGGAUUUUCCAAGGCAUCUAUCCUGCUUCUGUACUCGCAAUUAUUCAACACAGACCACUAUGUCAUAAUCGCAGCAAGGGCCACCAUCGGGAUCACUGUGGUGUGGGCCAUGGGGACGAUUUUGGCAGGGUGUCUGGUCUGCCAGCCCCUUCCGAUACUCUGGAAUACAGUCUCUGGUGGCCACUGCGGAGACCAAAUCCUCUCCUUCGUCAUCAGCGGAGCGAUCAACUUGGCCACAAAUGUUAUCGUCAUUGUUCUUCCGUUACCAGCACUGCUUAAGCUGCGCAUGGGAAAAUACAAGAAAGUUAUUUUGGCUUCCGUAUUCAGUCUGGGUAUCCUCACCUGCGUCACCGGCGUCGUCCGCAUAGUCUGCCUGACUCAGAUGGACUUCACCGAUAUUCCCUACAGUAUGACAUUAGCCAAUAUAUUCGGUGGCCUCGAGGCUAGCAUGGCGGUCACUUUGGCUUGCAUUCCUCUCUUCAGGCCACUGGUAGGCCGUUGCAAGUACAGGACCGGACGGGACCCCGGGCUCAGGGCUCCGAGAAGGGAGCAAAUUGAGCCCCUUGGCGACGACGCUGGCGGCGAUCAGCUCCAUCUCCGCCCUUUGAGUUUCAAGCAUCAGGCUGAAGUCUCCGCUGUCUCAACAGGGAACAGCAGCGAGAAUAGAGACGUCGAAAAUCCUGAGACCAAGUUCUCCGCAAAUUUUACGCCAGGAAUUAUCGUCUCUAGGGAGUGGGAGGUGACGAGGUGAAACCGUGGCUAGUCAAAUCCAGUUCAAUUCAAAUUGGCCUUUUAUGGCUCGAAAACACUGUGGUGUUCCUUUCAUCCUGCGUGAGCAUGGUACCUUAUGCCAUGAGCAAGGGCUAGCACAGCACUUGUUACAACCUCCUGCAGGGUAACAAAACGAUGCUCAGGGCAAGUGGCCCUGCAAAAGAAAACGCCCAACUCCGUUCAAAUGCGAUAUCAACGUGCUCUACACCUCCGCCACUUGCCCAUUGUGCACCGACCCAUUUUGAAUGUCCUUUGUUCCUAUUACGACCAACAUGUCAGUGGUUGUUCAAAGCGCUGAGAAAGCAGAGCCAGUAUAUGUCAUGGAGGUUACUCACCAAACCUGGCAGGAUACUGCGG
Molecule: messenger RNA, 1521 nt
Organism: Diaporthe batatas
Lineage: Eukaryota; Fungi; Ascomycota; Sordariomycetes; Diaporthales; Diaporthaceae
Exons: 3
Coding region: 71-1144 (357 amino acids)
Source: RefSeq, a predicted model, not a curated record